Messenger RNA from Ascochyta rabiei, 609 nucleotides. RefSeq lists its product as uncharacterized. The transcript has a single exon. Gene Ontology annotation, cellular component: nucleus. Gene Ontology annotation, molecular function: protein tyrosine/serine/threonine phosphatase activity. Lineage: Eukaryota; Fungi; Ascomycota; Dothideomycetes; Pleosporales; Didymellaceae. The record is from RefSeq and is a predicted model, not a curated record. The coding region runs from base 1 to 609 and encodes 202 amino acids. Gene Ontology annotation, biological process: protein dephosphorylation.
AUGGGUUGGGUCGACCAGGUUCCGCGGGCGGGCAAACUCUACAUCGGCGGAUUGUACGCGCUCUUUCAGACCGACCUGAUACGUGCCGCCGGCAUUACACACGUACUAUCGGUUAUUGAUUACGACCCUUUGCUCCAGGAUAGAUCAUCACACCUGAAACACUUCCACAUCCGGGCAGAAGAUCAUCCCAACGAAGAUCUCCUGCAGCACAUACCGGAAGCAGUCAGGUUUAUAGAUGAAGCGCUCAGCGAAGUCAAGCAGAUUCAAAGUACUGAAGGCAAUGUACAUCGAGACGGUGCUGAAGAUGCAGGAGGAGUUUUCGUUCACUGCGCGAUGGGCAAGUCGCGGUCCGCCACCCUUGUGGUGGCCUAUCUGAUGUGGAAAUACCACCUUGAUUCAGAUACAGCGUUGAAACAGCUCUGCGAAGGAAGGCCUGUUUGCGACCCGAAUCCUGGAUUCAAAGAGCAGCUCUUGGUUUGGGAGAAGAUGUGCAAGAGCAAGACAGACAGAGAAAGUAAGAUAAUCUACGAGGAUUGGGAGAAGACCAGGUUCAGAGGAGAAUUCUGGGAGUGGGAUCAGCACGCAGAGAAGCUAAAAGCUAAGCUAUAA